Messenger RNA from Durusdinium trenchii, 1998 nucleotides. The record is from the annotation of a GenBank genome assembly. Lineage: Eukaryota; Dinophyceae; Suessiales; Symbiodiniaceae.
CAGGGAUCACAUCAUUUGUGUAUUUCUAGGGUGAUUGCAGACUUCAGUCUUGAGGCUGAUUGAGGCAUGGUUGGUUGGCCUCUCCUAUUGCUACUUGCUGAGGUCAAUGCUUUCUACUUGCCUGGAGUAGCGCCGACAGAAUAUCUGGACGGCAACAGGGUUGAGCUCAAAGUCAACAAACUGACUUCAGUGAAGACUCAGCUACCCUACAGAUACUAUGUUUUGCCAUAUUGUCCGCCAAAGGAGAUUCAUGUGUCAGCGGAAAAUCUCGGCGAAAUCCUGAUGGGAGACUCCAUUGAGAAUUCUCUCUACGAUGUCAGGAUGAAAGCCAACGUUUCAUGCGCAUUGUUGUGCGAUCGGACACUGGGUGAAGAGGAAAAGGCUGUGUUCAAAAGGAUGAUUGACCAUGAAUAUCAGGUGAAUUGGCUGGUUGACAAUUUGCCUGCAGCCAUGAAGUAUCAGAAGACAAGCACUGGUGCCAUGUCGUACACAAAUGGCUUUCCUGUUGGGCUCAAAAUCGAUGGAAGUUACUUUGUGCAUAAUCACAUCCAGAUUGGGCUUUACUAUCACUCAAAUGCAGAAGAGUUUGAGGGAAGCCGAGUUGUGGGCUUCGAGGUGUAUCCUUUGAGCAUCUUGCAGCAGAGCUCCGACGGAUCACUGCAAUGCGGCGACAUGGAUGACCCAGUCCCUCGCUUUGACUUAAUGAAGGAGAACAAGAUCACGUAUAGCUACGAUGUUGUAUGGAUCUCAAGUCCCAUUCGCUGGGCAUCACGCUGGGACAACUACUUGAAGAUGCAUGAAGGGCAGAUCCAUUGGUUUUCAAUUGUCAACUCCUUGAUGAUUGUGCUUUUCUUGUCUGGAAUGGUGGCCAUGAUUCUUCUGCGAACUUUACAUCGAGAUAUCGCCAAAUACAAUGACAUGGAUGCUGACGACUCUGCAGAGGAGACAGGUUGGAAAUUGGUUCAUGGAGAUGUUUUCCGAAAACCCCCACACUCCAAGGCUUUGGCAGUUUCUGUUGGUUCAGGGGUUCAGCUGCUGGUUUGCUCAUGUGUUACCCUGGUGUUUUCAGCCAUUGGCUUCCUUUCACCUGUCCAUCGUGGAUCCAUUCUCCAGGGCAUGCUUCUUCUCUUCACCUUCGCGGGUAUUCUUGCAGGCUACACUUCAGCCCGCUUCUACAAAAUGUGGAAGGGUGAGGAUUGGAAGAAGACCACGCUUCUAACAGCCUUUCUGUACCCUGGAACCGUUUUCUGCAUCUUCUUUGUGCUGGAUUUGUUUAUAUGGGGCACGAAGUCCUCUGGAGCAGUUCCGUUCACGACGAUGUUUGCACUUCUCGUCCUUUGGUUUGGAAUUUCGGUGCCACUGGUCUUUCUUGGUGCUUUCUUCGGCUAUAAAAAGGCACCCAUCUCACUUCCAGUUCGUACCAAUCAAAUCCCUCGACAAGUUCCAGCGCAGCCAUGGUACAUUACUGGAACAUUCUCAUGCUUGGUGGGCGGUGUGCUGCCGUUCGCUGGAGUGUUUACAGAGCUUUUCUUCAUUAUGUCUUCCAUUUGGCAGCACCAGUUCUACUACUUGUUUGGUUUCCUUAUGCUGGUCCUCGUCAUCCUGGUUGUGACAUGUGCUGAAAUAUCAAUUACGCUGGCAUACUUCCAGCUCACGAAUGAGGACUACAACUGGUGGUGGAGAUCGUUCUUUACAAGUGCAUCCUCUGCGCUGUACGUCUUUGGAUAUUCUUGCUUGUACUACUUCACCCGGAUGCAGAUUGGCCACUACGUGGGUGCUCUUCUGUACUUUGGAUACAUGUUUGUGAUAUCUUACACGUUUGCACUGAUAACUGGUGCAAUCGGGUUUAGUGCAACUUUCUUCUUCGUCCGCACAAUCUACGGUUCAAUCAAAAUUGAUUAGGGAGACUUGGAGUGUUGUUGCGAGGUUCCUGUGAAUGAACCGCUUGGAGCCUUUAGUGAGCUAAUGACCCAGCACGCGUGAAGCUUGCUGUCUCAA